Messenger RNA from Peronospora matthiolae, 327 nucleotides. The record is from the annotation of a GenBank genome assembly. Lineage: Eukaryota; Oomycota; Peronosporomycetes; Peronosporales; Peronosporaceae.
AUGGCUAACAGAUUGGCAGAGAUCAAGAUCCUGGAAGGCGAUCGACAAGCGGUCGAAGAGAUCGAGAUUGAUGAAGAAGACAAGUUGUGCAAGGAGAUCGACUAUCGAACAGAUCAGCGAUCGGACAGAUCAGGGAUCGGCCAAGGAGAUCGACGAUCAGCGAUCGGCCAAAGAGAUCGACGAUUGGCCAAGGAGAUCGACGAUCAGCGAUCGGCCAAGGAGAUCGACGAUCGGCGAUCGGUCGAGGAGAUCAACGAUCAGCGAAUGGCCAAGGAGAUCGACGAUCAGCGAUCGGCCAAAGAGAUCAACGAGAUCGACGGUCAGUGA